UGUGGGGAGCUCACGAACACACAGGACCAGAGCACCAGGAUCUUACACGCAGAAAAAAAACACGAUAAUGUGACUGGAGUGUAAAGGAUGAGAGACGUUUUCGCUGGAAAAGGUCAUCCUAAUUGCGCGAAGAAUCGCUGGAGGAAAUAUUAAAACAACUGCUAAGGAUUACCAUUAACGCACACGUAUUUAGCCUUUUUUUUUUUUUUUUUUUUUUUUUUUUUGAGGGAACCAGAAAACCAGGAAUGGGGGAUUUUCUAUUUCUAGAGAGCAGGAGAGAGGAUUGGAUGAGAGUAUUGGACAGUAACUAAGGAUUGGUCUGGAAGGGAACGGAGCGCAUGUGUAUUUUUUCUUCAAUGACAGGAGUAAUCAAACUGUGUUUGAAGGUCUGAAUGCAGACAUGUGCUGGAGGAUUUUCUCAGCAUACAUCGGUGUCCAGCAGCGGCAACAACGUCCAGUAUCACAGACUAUGUGGUUAGCAAUGCGCAAAAAACGUCUCCUUUUGCACCACCAGGACUGCUGCAGUCGCAGAGCUUGCAACAUUUCUCUGUGGAUAUUGGUCUUUUGUUGGUGUAUGAUGCUUGUCCGGGGGCAAGGCUACUACCCCACCGUCAACACACAGUAUGGAAAAUUACGAGGGGUGAGGGUUCCGCUGCCCAGUGAGAUCCUGGGACCAGUGGACCAGUACUUGGGAGUCCCGUAUGCCACCCCACCGGUGGGUGAAAAACGCUUCUUACCCCCUGAGCCACCCUCGUCUUGGUCAGGGAUCAAGAAUGCCACUCAUUUUGCACCAGUGUGCCCACAAAACAUUCACAAUGCUGUUCCGGAAAUCAUGAUGCCAAUCUGGUUCACAUUUAACUUGGAUAUAGUUGCAACUUACAUACAGGAUCAAAAUGAGGAUUGUUUGUAUCUAAACAUCUAUGUUCCAACAGAAGAUGUCAAAAGAAUAUCCAAGGAAUGUGCCAGAAAACCCAACAAGAAAAUAUGUAGAAAAGGAGGAACCCAUUCCAAAAAACAGGGCGAGGAUUUAUCCGAUAACGACGGUGAUGAAGAUGAAGACAUACGAGAUACUGGAGCCAAGCCUGUGAUGGUGUACAUACAUGGAGGAUCGUACAUGGAAGGCACUGGGAACAUGAUUGACGGAAGUGUGCUGGCUAGCUAUGGGAAUGUCAUCGUCAUUACACUCAACUUUCGAGUCGGCGUUUUAGGCUUCCUCAGCACAGGAGACCAGGCUGCUAAAGGGAAUUAUGGGCUAUUGGACCAGAUUCAGGCUCUGCGUUGGAUAAGCGAGAACAUUGGCUAUUUCGGUGGCGAUUCCAAUCGCAUCACUGUAUUUGGAUCAGGAAUUGGUGCCUCUUGUGUGAGCCUUCUAACCCUGUCUCAUCAUUCUGAAGGACUGUUUCAUCGUGCCAUAAUCCAGAGUGGUUCAGCAUUGUCCAGCUGGGCCGUCAACUACCAGCCAGUUAAGUACACAAGGCUGUUGGCAGAAAAAGUGGGUUGCAAUGUGCUGGAUACACUGGACAUGGUAGACUGCCUGAGAAAGAAAAGUGCUCGCGAGCUGGUGGAACAAGACAUUCAGCCAGCAAGAUACCACGUAGCCUUUGGCCCAGUCAUCGAUGGCGAUGUCAUUCCCGAUGACCCUGAGAUCCUGAUGGAGCAGGGUGAGUUCCUUAACUAUGACAUCAUGCUGGGUGUCAACCAGGGUGAAGGUUUGCGAUUUGUGGAGAACGUUGUGGACUCUGAAGAUGGCGUCUCGGGCAAUGAUUUUGACUUCUCGGUCUCAGACUUUGUGGACAGUCUGUAUGGUUACCCAGAGGGAAAAGAUACGCUACGUGAAACCAUUAAGUUCAUGUACACAGACUGGGCUGAUAGAGACAAUCCUGAGACGCGUCGCAAGACACUGGUGGCACUUUUUACUGAUCAUCAGUGGGUGGAGCCCUCAGUGGUGACAGCUGAUCUUCAUGCCCGGUAUGGAUCACCCACAUACUUUUACGCCUUCUACCACCACUGCCAGAGUCUGAUGAAGCCUGCUUGGUCAGAUGCUGCCCAUGGAGAUGAGGUGCCCUACGUCUUUGGUAUUCCCAUGAUUGGCCCGACUGACCUCUUCCCCUGCAACUUCUCCAAAAAUGAUGUCAUGCUCAGUGCUGUUGUCAUGACCUACUGGACAAACUUUGCCAAAACGGGGGAUCCCAACAAACCAGUGCCUCAGGAUACCAAGUUUAUUCAUACCAAGGCCAAUCGUUUUGAAGAGGUGGCCUGGUCUAAAUACAAUCCUCAAGAUCAGCUGUACCUGCACAUCGGCCUAAAACCAAGAGUCCGAGAUCACUACCGUGCUACUAAAGUGGCAUUCUGGAAGCACCUGGUCCCUCAUCUGUACAACCUCCACGAUAUGUUCCACUACACCUCUACUACAACUAAAGUCCCACCACUCGAGACGACUCAAAAUUCCCUGUCUACCAAGCGUCCCAAUGGCAAAGUCUGGCCAUUCAACACCAAGCGGCCUCCAAUGUCUCCAGCAUAUAAUAGUGAGAGUGGAAAGGAACAAUGGAAUGGAGAAGAGGAACCAGGACCUCUUGUGGUGGAGAAUCCCAGAGAUUACUCCACUGAACUGAGCGUAACCAUCGCCGUUGGAGCUUCGCUGCUGUUCCUCAAUGUUCUUGCAUUUGCUGCUCUGUACUACCGCAAGGAUAAGCGGCGACAAGAACAGCACCCACAACCCAGCCCACAACGAGCCACUACCACCAAUGAUGUCAACCGCCAUGCCCCUGAAGAUGAGAUCAUGUCCCUGCAGGUGAACCAGACACAUCACGAGUGUGACGCUGGGCCAACGGGAGACCCACUGAGACUCGCUUCACUUCCCGACUACGCGCUGACUCUGAGGCGCUCACCCGAUGAUAUCCCACUCAUGACGCCAAACACCAUAACGAUGAUCCCUAAUUCACUAGUGGGCAUGCCGAACCUACAUCCAUACAACACCUUCACAGCCGGUUUCAACUCCACUGGCCUGCCACAUUCCCACUCCACCACGCGCGUAUAGCUUUAUGGCGAUCAGGCAAAGGGAGGAAGGGGACAAGUCGUUGGUUUUAAUGAAAACAUUACAGCAAGAGGAGUGAGUUCAGGACGAUGAUGGAAACAAAAUAAUUUGAAUAAACAUUUGCAAAAAGCAGUGACGAGUUCUUUCCAGAUGUCAAGUUGUGCAAACCUGCCAAAACAGAACUGUUCUCUUUCCUUCAAAAAAGGAAUGAGCAUUUCAAGCAGUAUUUUUUCUAAUCAUCAUUUUAAAAGGAACAAAAAAAUGCCUUUUUAAGCAGAAUCAGGCGAAUGGGGCGAUCACCUUUUUUUGAAUAAAUAAUAGAAGAAAAAAAACAAGGAAGUGCAUUUUAUUUCCCAUCACAGUCUUUUGUGGGAAACACAUUUCAAAACAGUGGCCUCUAAGGUGACAUCUGCAUAAAAUGUUUGCUUUGCUUUUUCCGAUUUCUUUUCAUUGCCUUAUAAAGAGCUGUUGUUGUUGUUGUUUUUCUCUUAAUUUGACGAUCUUUCCCUGAGAUGAUGUUGUGUGGAACAUAGUGAUUUGACUUGAGUGGUUGGAUUCCAGGAAGCUUAGGCAGACGACAAAUUUAAAAACUGGUGGACUGAAAUGGUAACUCCGACUCAUUUUCCAGCUGCAUAACCUCACCUCAGUUUUUUUACUUUU
Danio aesculapii is the source of this 3694-nucleotide messenger RNA. It is a transcript of the gene nlgn3a, whose product is annotated as neuroligin 3a. The record is from RefSeq and is a predicted model, not a curated record. Lineage: Eukaryota; Metazoa; Chordata; Actinopteri; Cypriniformes; Danionidae. Gene Ontology annotation, cellular component: postsynaptic specialization membrane; synapse; cell surface. The transcript is spliced from 8 exons. Bases 401 to 3037 code for a protein of 878 amino acids. Gene Ontology annotation, molecular function: neurexin family protein binding; signaling receptor activity. Gene Ontology annotation, biological process: chemical synaptic transmission; presynaptic membrane assembly; synaptic vesicle endocytosis.